This is a messenger RNA of Syzygium oleosum, 1467 nucleotides long. Its product is annotated as probable pectinesterase/pectinesterase inhibitor 36. Gene Ontology annotation, biological process: cell wall modification. Lineage: Eukaryota; Viridiplantae; Streptophyta; Magnoliopsida; Myrtales; Myrtaceae. Gene Ontology annotation, molecular function: pectinesterase activity; pectinesterase inhibitor activity. The record is from RefSeq and is a predicted model, not a curated record.
AUGUCUACCCGUACUCUCACCGCCACCUUCCUCCUCCUCAUCGCCACCAGCACCACCGUCUUCAUCACUGCCCCCACCACAUCUAGCACUGGAGAACACGAGGCCCUUCGAGCAACCAAAUCAAUGAUCUCGCAGGCCAAAACCUGGAUUGACCACAAUUUCAUGUUCCUUGACCAUAACAAUGAUGAAGAGAUCGGUAACAAGAACAACGUGAUGAGACAUAGUUUGGGUCUGAGUGAUUGCUCUAAGCAAUACGGGGACAGCGAGUCUCGGCUCACGCAGUUGCUGGAAGGGGAGGAUUACACAGCCGAGGAUGCUUGGGCGUGGCUGAGCGGCAUGUCGGCAAACCACUGGACUUGUUUGGAUGGCUUGGGGGAGGAGGGUCAUGCUUUGAUAGUUAACUUGACUCGCUCUCUUGGCCAUGCCUUGGCUUUGUAUGGAAGAGAAAGAAGAACACCGCCAAGGUUUGGACCGGACCCGAAUGGCGGGCUUUUAGCAUCAUGGAAUACAGCAACGUCCAAGGUCGAUUUCGCCAUGGCAAAGGACGGUUCCAGCACUCACAGGACGAUCACCGAGGCCAUGGCCACGCUCGCUAGAAUGGGCAAGAGUCGGCCGGAGAGAGUGGUGAUCCAUGUGAAAUCGGGAGUCUAUAACGAGAAAGUCGAGAUCGGAAGGGACACGAAAAACGUGAUGUUCGUCGGCGACGGCAUGGAUCAGACCGUCGUCAUCGAGAGCAGAAAUGUUCCAGACGGUUCCACCACUUUGACUUCAGCUACAUUUGCUGUCUCUGGGGAUGGCUUUUGGGCAAGGGACAUGACAUUCGAGAACACAGCGGGCCCCCAGAAGCACCAAGCCGUCACGCUAAUGGUCAGCUCGGACCUAUCCAUCUUCUACCAGUGCAACUUCAAGGCUUACCAGGACACGCUCUUCACGCACUCCUUGCGACAGUUUUACCGCUACUGCCACGUCUACAGCACCAUUGACUUCAUCUUCGGCAACGUGACCGUCGUCUUCCAAAACUGCAACAUCUGUCGGAGGCCAAUGGACCACCAGGCCAACAUGGUGACCGCUCAAGGUCGAGACGCAAACGAGAACACAGGGAUUUCAAUCCACGGGUCGCGGAUUGCCCCCGCCCCCAACUUCGCACCAGUCAAGAGCUCCUUCAAGAGCUACCUGGGACGGCCGUGGAAGAAGUACUCGAGGACAGUAAUCAUGAAGACAAAUCUCAACCGGUUGACAGACCCAAAGGGAUGGAACGAGUAGAGUGGCGAUUUCGCCCUCAAGACCUUGUUUUAUGGAGAGUACAUGAACUUGGGCCACGGCGCAUUGAUGGAGAGGAGGGUGAAUUGGCCAGGUUUCCAUGUCCUCAAGAGUCCUCAGGAGGUCAGGCCAUUUUUGGUGAGAAGAUUCAUACAAGGAGAAUUAUGGAUUCCUAAGACUGGGGUACCAUUUUCACUUGAUAUUUGA